GGUGAGUGAAGUGAGAUUCUGCCACUACUUGAUGUGUGGGGCGCCAGUGUCCAAUCAUAUCUUGCAUUGGUGAAAUGCCCGUCAAAAAACCCAUCCCAAACUGAAUUUUCAUACAUCUUGAAGAGCUUAAUCAACAACAUUUCACAAACAAAUUCAGCUCAGGGUGCUAAAUUCAUACUCACUGGAAAGCUUGAAGUAUUGUAAUACCGCAUUGUCUUGAUUUCUGACAUUUUAUUUUCCUGCAGCUGAAGAGCACCAGCAUCACAAGUCACAUUUCUUUACAUUUGCCACAAGCUGUUCAUCAGCUACAAAUACUCGAAGAUGGCACCUCAAACGCGCAAGAGAAACUACAACCAGAAUGCAACGAAAGAUACAUCUAUGGAGAAACCGACACCGGAAGAAAAGCGCAAGCUGCCCGUAAGAGCCAAAGACGGUGACUCCAGUGACGGUGCAACGCCAACUUUAACGGAAUUAAAGGGCACCAAGGUGAUCUUUGGAGACGACGACAAUGACAACCCGGCGCCUCCCCCUGUGUUAGUCUCAAAACCUGCUGCGCAGGUAGAGGAAGAUGAGGAUGGUAGUGACGAUGAAGCACCUGAGGCCGUAUCAACUUCUAAAAUGGCGUCUGAUAUCAAGAAAUCCAACCAAGCAGCUCAGAAAGCAGCACAGGAGGAAGCUGCUGCACAGAAGCGCAAGCGUCGGGAAAGGGAUGGUUUUUUCAAGCAACAAGCUGAAGAGCGCAAAAAGUUGGAGGAGCAAGAGAAGGCCGGGACAAAUGAAGAAGCGUCCAUUGAAGAGGGGCCGGCGCAGUCACUCAUACAACGAAGCAAAGCAGAGAACGCGGUGAACCUGUUACCCGCCGAGUUUUUGGCAGAUUCCAGCGAGGAUGAGGCUGAUGAGAUUAACGAUCAACCAGAGGAACGUCCAAGGAAACGCCGUGUUGCCACUGUCGAAAGAAACCUGGCCCGCCAGGAAAGGGGACCUAGGGAUGAGCGGGUAGGCUCAACUGUCUACCGCGUUGCUAAAAAGACGGAUGAGAGGAUGGCACCUAAGUUGAAGAAGCAUGCAAAGAGCUCUAAAGAUAUUCUCUUGAAGAGAAACAGAAGUGUCACGAAGCAACGGCCUGGUUUCUUCGUCCGGUAGAGGAAUAACCAGGUAUCAUUUCUUUGUCACUUCAGCUCAAUACCAUAUUACCACAGCCAGGAGUCAUUCUGCUCAAAACACUACAGUCGUCUAUUUCAGAACUAGCGAUUCGUUUACUUGUUCUCUACCGGCAGUAGUCACGACAUGUCCAUCAAUAAUAUAAAGCAUAGUUCUCAAACGAAUCGUUGUCUUUGAUUGCCACACCAUCGAGAUCUACAGUUUUACAUGUAUUCGAAUAUCACUUUGCUCGGC
Molecule: messenger RNA, 1395 nt
Organism: Fusarium verticillioides 7600
Lineage: Eukaryota; Fungi; Ascomycota; Sordariomycetes; Hypocreales; Nectriaceae
Exons: 2
Coding region: 322-1143 (273 amino acids)
Biological process (GO): rRNA processing
Molecular function (GO): snoRNA binding
Source: RefSeq, a predicted model, not a curated record